Molecule: messenger RNA, 3580 nt
Organism: Propithecus coquereli (Coquerel's sifaka)
Lineage: Eukaryota; Metazoa; Chordata; Mammalia; Primates; Indriidae
Gene: FBXL3
Product: F-box and leucine-rich repeat protein 3
Exons: 5
Coding region: 375-1661 (428 amino acids)
Biological process (GO): entrainment of circadian clock by photoperiod; SCF-dependent proteasomal ubiquitin-dependent protein catabolic process; G2/M transition of mitotic cell cycle
Cellular component (GO): cytosol; SCF ubiquitin ligase complex; nucleus
Molecular function (GO): protein binding
Source: RefSeq, a predicted model, not a curated record
GGAAAGCGCGCGGCCGCGAGCCCUGGGCGCCAUUUUGGACUCCGUUUGUGGGCCGAGGCGCAGGGGCAUUAGCGGUGGCCGCAGCUUGCUGAGGAAGUCUCUGGCGGCGACCCGGGUCCCGGUACCAGAACGCGGACAGCGCGGGACUCGGAAAGAAGGCUCCUUCUUGGGCAGCCUGAGCCGCAAAGGUGGAGCCGCGUUGGCGCCCGCCGCGGGACCAGCGUCUCGGAUGCGGGCGGAGCGCGGGGGGCCGCGGCGGCGGGAGCGCGGAGCGGGGGCCUCGGGGGGCCUCAUGUGAGAGCCUGGGGACCAGCCGCCGCCGCCGUCCUCGGAGCACGGGGUGGUGUGUGGGGGAAGCCGCUCCCGGCAGCAGGAUGAAACGAGGAGGAAGAGAUAGUGACCGUAAUUCAUCAGAAGAAGAUACUGCAGAGAAAUCCAAGAAACUGAGGACUACAAAUGAGCAUUCUCAGACUUGUGAUUGGGGUAAUCUCCUUCAGGAUAUUAUUCUCCAAAUAUUUAAGUAUUUGCCUCUUCUUGACCGGGCUCAUGCUUCACAAGUUUGCCGCAACUGGAACCAGGUAUUCCACAUGCCUGACUUGUGGAGAUGUUUUGAAUUUGAACUGAAUCAACCAGCUACAUCUUAUUUGAAAGCUACACAUCCAGAGCUGAUCAAACAGAUUAUUAAAAGACAUUCAAACCAUCUACAAUAUGUGAGCUUCAAGGUGGACAGCAGCAAAGAAUCAGCUGAAGCAGCUUGUGAUAUAUUAUCACAACUUGUGAACUGCUCUUUAAAAACACUUGGACUUAUUUCAACUGCCCGACCAAGCUUUAUGGACUUACCAAAGUCUCACUUCAUCUCUGCACUGACAGUUGUGUUUGUAAACUCUAAAUCCCUGUCCUCGCUUAAGAUAGAUGAUACUCCAGUAGAUGAUCCAUCCCUCAAAGUACUAGUGGCCAACAACAGUGAUACACUUAAGUUGCUGAAAAUGAGCAGCUGUCCUCACGUCUCUCCAGCAGGUAUCCUUUGUGUGGCUGAUCAGUGUCAUGGCUUACGAGAACUAGCCCUGAACUACCACUUAUUAAGUGAUGAGUUGCUACUUGCUUUGUCUUCUGAAAAACAUGUUCGAUUAGAACAUCUGCGCAUCGAUAUAGUCAGUGAGAAUCCUGGACAGACACACUUCCAUACUAUUCAGAAGAGCAGCUGGGAUGCUUUCAUCAGACAUUCACCCAAAGUGAACUUAGUGAUGUAUUUUUUUUUAUAUGAAGAGGAAUUUGACCCAUUUUUUCGUUAUGAAAUACCUGCCACCCAUCUUUACUUUGGGAGAUCAGUAAGCAAAGAUGUGCUUGGCCGUGUGGGAAUGACUUGCCCUAGACUAGUUGAAUUAGUAGUGUGUGCUAAUGGAUUACGGCCACUUGAUGAAGAGUUGAUUCGCAUUGCAGAACGUUGCAAAAAUUUGUCAGCUAUUGGACUAGGGGAAUGUGAAGUCUCAUGUAGUGCCUUUGUUGAGUUUGUGAAGAUGUGCGGUGGCCGCCUGUCUCAAUUAUCGAUUAUGGAAGAAGUAUUAAUUCCUGACCAAAAGUAUAGUUUGGAACAGAUUCAUUGGGAAGUGUCCAAGCAUCUUGGUAGGGUGUGGUUUCCAGACAUGAUGCCCACUUGGUAAAGACUGCAUGAUAUAGGGCAUGAUGAAUAGCACCUUAACUUCAAGCAAACGUAUUAUAAUAAAAAUGUAUUUGCUAUAGUUCUUAUAUAACUCUAUUUUGUGCCACAGAAAUUUGAUAUCUUCAGUGAGUAUAUAAGGGUCGUUUAUUGGAAAACCAAUGAAUCAUUGUUGGUCAGAAAACUCCAUUUGUUUCUUUAGCCUAAUAGCAAUCAAAUCUGAAAAUAUUCUUUAAAAUGUGGUUCAGAUGUGAAAGUAAUAACCAGUUAUAAAGAUUAAAUAGUUUAUAGUCUGAAGGAAACAAAACCUCUAUAUUAUAAUACCCAAGAAGUGAAUACUAAUAGGUUUUCUGAAAUGUUCUCUAUGCAUUUUUUAAAAUGUAAACUUGACAUUUUAGGGUCUUCAGUUAUACAUACACCUGUUAUAAGGUGUUCAAUAUAGCUCAGGAAAGUGAGCAUUUUGUAAGAAAAAUGUAGGGUAUAUCGUAUCUAAUAAAAAAGAUUAGAUGAAUGUUCUCUAAUGUUACAUAGCAAUUUAAAGAAAAAGAGGUAUGCAUAAGUAAUUGGAACACUGAUAAACACAGAAAACUGAUAAGUGUCACACAGUGGUUAUUAUAGAAGGAUAAUACACAGAGCCAAGAUCAAAUUGAAAGACAAUAAAUGUAAUAGAAGGGAGGCAAUGUUUAGCUUUGUAUAAAUGUUUAGGUUUGCUCUGUAAUCUGCUAAACCAUAUUAAUUCUUUUUUUGUGAUAUGUUACUAUGUAUGUGGCACUUGAGGCAUUGUAUGUAAAGUAAGGAAUGCUUUAACAGUUCUCCUUGGUUUUGUUUGUCUUUGUUUAAACUAGUCUUGAAGUAUUAAACAGUAAUCAAAAUGAAAAGCUUAUGUAUUUAAAAAAGCCAAAUUGAAAUGAUUGAAGAUAGAGGUCUAAAAUGUUUAUAAAUUGUUUCCAUGAAAGAAUAUUAGUCUCCAGUAAAUUUUAGUGAUGGCUCAUUUUUCCAUUUUGGAAUUACAUAGUUAUGUAAGUAGAAUUUUAAGAAACCAUAAAAGGAGCCACCAGUGUACAGUUCAGCAUAAACAGUAAAUUUAAAAGAAGAUAUAUUUAAGUUCAUAAUCAAUUUUGAGUAGAUACUGCUCAGUGAACUGGAAAAUUUUAAUAAGAAAAUGUCUAUAGUUUUGUGCUUGUUAAUUUGGUUAAACUGAUAUUUAAGUUAGGUAGCAUUUUAUAUUACUUUCAUAUGAAUAAAAGUAAUCCAUACAUUGUAGAGUCUGUAAAAAUGUUAAGUUUGGGGCUACAUUUAGUUAUAUAAACUUUGAUUCUGGCCACUAGUGCUAGUAGAUAUUAUCCUCCUACAGGAAAUUAGAAGUGAUUUACCCCCAGUGGAAUACAUUAAUGCUUGAAAUGGCUCUCUUCAGUAGUAUGACUUUUAAAAAGUAUCUCAGUAGCUAUGGAAGCUAACAGUCUUACAGAUCUAAUCUAUUUUUAAAAUAGACCCUCCUAAGGAUAAAGUGAAAAAUGAUUUUAUACAUAAUUUGGUUUUCAAAAGUGAUGGUGUUCUAUCCUGCAGCCACAUAUUAAUGAGAAGAAAAAAGGCUGUUUCAGACUUAAAAAUUAAAAGCAAUUAUUGUAAUAUAUCCCCUUCUAAAUAGUAAAAAGCUUUGAUUGUACAAGAAAUACCUGUGCUAACGGAUGGAGUUUUUUUCUUGAACAACUUUGGAAAAUGGAUUUGACAGUACAUAAUCAGUUCUACUAACCAAAGCUUUAUUUGGAAAUUUACUUUUUGUACAAAUUGAAUUAUAUAAUGCUUGAAAUACUUUAAGUCACUUUAUAAGCCAAAAUGUAUAGGACUUAAUUUGUUUAUACUGUAAAGUAUAUGUUAAAUGCUUUUAUCAAUUUGAGAAUAAAAAUAGUUACUAAUGCUGUU